UUAACCUUCAAGAUUACUGAGGGAAUAGGAGAAAAUGUUACAAUUUCAACAAAUUUAGGGAAAAUAACUGGGAAAAAAUUCACCGUGCUCAACAAAACUGUCGAAGUUCUGCGAUUUUUAAGCAUUCCCUAUGCCGUCCACCAGUGGGAGAACUCCGCUUUGCCAAGCCGCAACCAUUUGGCAAAUGGACUGGGACCCUUGAUGCAACCAUGUUUGGUCCUGCGUGUAUACAACCAGAACAGAAAGGCUUCCGUUAUCACGGUUUUUCUGAGGAUUGUCUCCAGCUCAACAUAUAUUCACCAAAACGCAAGACUUUAAACGGUAACCUUCCAGUUAUGGUGUGGAUUCAUGGUGGUGGCUAUGUGACCGGUUCCGCUACAUUGUAUGAUGGGCUUUUUCUGGCCGCUAAAGGUGGAGUGGUAGUUGUUACCAUCAAUUAUCGACUAAAUUUGUUUGGAUUUUUCACAUUCAAUAAUAACAUUGCCAAAGGAAAUUAUGGACUUUGGGAUCAAAUUCUUGCACUUAAAUGGGUGAAAACUAACAUAGCUGACUAUGGUGGAAAUCCAAGUCAAGUAACAAUUUUUGGAGAGUCUGCAGGUGGAUUCAGUGUUGGUCUUCAAAGUUUAAUUCCACAAAACAAGGGACUUUUUCAAAGAGUUAUAGCCGAGAGUGGGGUUGCUAAUUCUUUUCUUUCUGUUGGAAAAACUAAUCUUACGUCUAUUUUAGUGGCCGGUGAUGCUGGCUGCAGACUCGAUCCGCUAUUGCGAAACUUUCAAGCAGUUUUAAAAUGUUUAAGAUCUAAAACACCGAAUGAUCUACUACAAGCUGAGAAUACCUUUGCAAAGGGCAUGUCAACAUCAAUUCAUUUAGGCAUUAAAUACGCCCCUGUCGUUGACGGUGAACUCUUCUCAGAGUCACCUGCUGACAUUCUUAGAAACAAAAACUCGUCUGCCUUUACUUUUUUCUCAUCUUUGGAUAUAAUGGUUGGGAAUUGUAACAUGGAGGGUUCGUUACUUCUGUUAACCAACGCAGCUGUUGAAGAAAAGUAUCAUUUAAAUAUCAGCACAGGCUUUCCAAACACAUUCUUCUGUAAAAGUCUCAUUCCUACGUUAUCUGCAGACUUUUUUCAAAGCAGUUCCAAAGUAUCUGAAGCAAUCUGCCAAGAAUACGGCGUCUUAAAUAAUAUAUCAGAGCAGAGUAGACAAGUCUUGGAAAUGUACACAGACUUGUUUUUCAUUGUUCCGGCAGUAUCUACCCUUAUGUCGCAUGCCCAGUCGAAGUCUAGGAACACACGUUAUCAGUAUGUUUUUACAGAGAGAAGUCCUCGACCUUUAGGUCCACCUCGUCCUUCAUGGUACCGGGGUGCAGGGCACGUAUCAGAGCUGUUGUUUCUUUUCGGAAUUGAGGACCUCUACCUUUUCAAUAUAACAGUGCCACCGAAGGAUUUUGUAUUAGCAGAUAAGAUGAAGGCCUAUUGGUCCAACUUUGCAAAAACUGGAAACCCAAACAUGGAUGGACUGCCUCAGUGGCCUCAAUAUGACGUGCGAGAACAACAGUACCUAACCUUAAACGCUGAGAAUAUAUGGUCAAACAGUUCAUAUGAUUCUAGGAGAACUUCAUUCUGGAUAGAUUAUAUUCCCUCACUUCUUAAAAAACAUAGUUAAAUUCUAAACAAAAAAGA
Molecule: messenger RNA, 1681 nt
Organism: Saccostrea echinata
Lineage: Eukaryota; Metazoa; Mollusca; Bivalvia; Ostreida; Ostreidae
Product: carboxylesterase 1C-like
Exons: 2
Coding region: 210-1664 (484 amino acids)
Source: RefSeq, a predicted model, not a curated record